This is a messenger RNA of Plasmodium falciparum 3D7, 915 nucleotides long. Its product is annotated as stevor. Bases 1 to 915 code for a protein of 304 amino acids. The record is from RefSeq and is a predicted model, not a curated record. The transcript has 2 exons. Lineage: Eukaryota; Apicomplexa; Aconoidasida; Haemosporida; Plasmodiidae.
AUGAAAAUGUAUUAUCUUAAAAUGUUAUUGUUUACCUUUUUAAUAAAUACAUUAGUAGCACGACAUUAUGAAAAUUUUGUAAAUAACCAUUAUAAUGUAAGUCUCAUUCAAAACAAGACCAAAAGAGUAACUAUAAAAUCAAGACUUUUAGCACAAACCCAAAUCCACAAUCCGCAUUAUCAUAAUGAUCCAGAACUCAAAGAGAUAAUUGAUAAAAUGAACGAGGAAGCAAUCAAAAAAUACCAACAAACUCAUGAUCCAUAUAAACAAUUGAAAGAAGUAGUAGAAAAGAAUGGAUCACAAAAUAGAAGUGGACAUGUUGCAGAACCUAUGUCGACGCUAGAAAAAGAAUUAUUGGAAACAUAUGUAGAAACAUUUGGUGAAGAAAGUAAUAUUAUGUUAAAAUCAGGUAGGUACCAAAAUGGUGAUGACGUAUCAGAUGAUUCAUCUUCAUGUGACUGUACUGAUAUUAAUAAUGCGAAACUAGAAAAAACAAAAGGAAGAGAUAAGUAUUUAAAACAUUUGAAAGGGAGAUGUACCCGUGGUAUAUAUUUUUGUUCAGCUGGUAGUGCACUCCUAACAUUGAUAGCUCUGAUAGCUGCAAAAAAAGCUGCCCUAAGUGCUGUUGCUUCAUAUGCAGGAUUUAAAAAUUGUAUGUCCUCUAUUGCAACAUUUAAACUACUUGAUAGUUCAACUUUACUUUCAUCUUUUCUAUCAAUGAAAGCAUGUGUUGUUGGUGCUACUGAUAUGGCAGGAACUAUUGCAACACCUGCUAUGGCCGCAUUUUACCCUUAUGGUAUUGCUGCCUUGGUUCUACUUAUAUUAGCUGUUGUACUUAUAAUCUUAUAUAUAUGGUUGUAUAGAAGAAGGAAACAUUCGUGGAAACAUGAAUGCAAGAAACAUUUAUGUAAGUAA